CCCCCCCCCCCCGCCCUCCGUCGGUCCGUCCGUCCGCCUGUCGGUCAUCCAACCGCAGGGACCGAGCGGGCACGGCCCGCUGAGGACAGGAGGAAGGCGUCACAGUCCCCCAUGAAUUACGAAAACCCGCCACCCUACACGGGCCCCGGCCCAACCGCCCCGUAUCCACCGUACACCCAGCAGCCGGCCGGACCCUCUGGUCCCCAGGCCUACCCCGGAUACCCUCCUGGCCCUUAUCCUCCUGGCAACCCGGGCUACCAAGGCUACCCACAAUAUGGCUGGCAGGGCGGACCACCUCCCGGACCGAUGUACGCCGACGCUCCGAAAAGCACAGUGUACGUGGUAGAAGAACAGAGGAGGGACAACCUGGACCAGAGCACCUGCCUCACAGCGUGCUGGACGGCGCUCUGCUGCUGCUGCCUCUGGGACAUGCUCACCUGACGGCGUCCAGGGCCCCCCCCCCAGCCCCCGCAGGGCCCACCCCACUCUCUUUCUCGACUGUAAUAACUGGCCAGCUCCGCGCGGCCCUAGCCCCGAUGUACCCGAAUCCUAGAUUUGUGGUGGUUCCCACGGUUUCACUUAGCGUCACGGGCCUUCCUUUCGGGUUCCCUCUCAGCCGCCUCCCGCUGGACUCCCACCACGGGCUCAGUGACUCUCUUCCUCCUUUGCGUUUGUCUGGGGCUGAGAACUGGGGUGUGACACGCGUAUUUAUCACAAUGGCAAAAUAUGCAAUAACUCAAGCCAAUGAAUGAUUUUCUUUGCUCGCUCCCCCCCCCCCCCCACACUUCAAUAAAUUG
Tachyglossus aculeatus (Australian echidna) is the source of this 797-nucleotide messenger RNA. RefSeq names its product cysteine rich transmembrane module containing 1 (gene CYSTM1). Bases 112 to 441 code for a protein of 109 amino acids. Lineage: Eukaryota; Metazoa; Chordata; Mammalia; Monotremata; Tachyglossidae. The transcript is spliced from 3 exons. Gene Ontology annotation, cellular component: extracellular exosome. The record is from RefSeq and is a predicted model, not a curated record.